AUGACCACUGGCGAUCUCGCUGAGAAGAAGCCAGCCGUAGAUGACCUGGAAGCUGGCCCACGAACCGAGUCGCAUCAUCCGGGAAUAGCGUCUCUCCUGAACGUGGAGCCAGGCGUUAUAUAUAAACCUGAUGUAGGGGGUAAGCCGAGGUGGUAUCAACGCCUUCUUGACGCCGGCGUGGAAGAAAAUGGAGUGAAACCGGUGCCAGUUGAAAGGCGAACAAUAACAUCCUACAACAACCUCUUCAGCGUCUUUUUCACAGCAUUGCUAUGCGUGCUCCCGAUACCGACUGGAAUGCUCGCGACCUUGGUAUUUGGAAUGAGUCUUAGGGAUGCGUCGUUGACCAUCCUGUUCUUCUCGAUGUUGACCUGUGCCCUGCCGGCGUUCAUGGGCUGUGGAGGAUAUAAGACAGGCCUGAGACAGCUUAUCCAGGCUAGAUACUCGUGGGGUCUCUAUAUUGUCACAUUGCCGCUUAUUCUGAAUGCCGCGACCGUCACUGGCUUCUCGUUGGUUGCUGCAAUCGUCGGGGGCCAAACGAUAGCCGCCAUCAAUCCCGGACAUGUCAGUGUCAACGUCGGAAUUGUAAUAACUAUCGUCAUUAGUUUCGCCGUAUCCUUGCUGGGAUUUCGGGCGCUCCACUGGUGGGAACGUUGGAGCUGGAUACCAAAUUUGCUGGCGAUUCUCAUAACCGUGGGAUGUGGCGGACGUUUCCUUUUCCAACAAGCAGAAACCGAGGCGGCCACUGCACCGCAGGUCGUGUCCUAUGGCGGUCUUAUCGCGGGAUACUUCAUCACGUUUGGUGGCACGGUCUCCGAUUACUCCAUAUAUCACAACCCUAAGGCCUCAAAGGCCAAAAUCUUUACAUACAUUUACCUUGGACUCCUAACGCCGUCAGUGCCCCUCUUUGUCCUCGGCGCGGCCAUGGGCGGAGCUGUACCGGUUGUAGAAGGCUGGUCUGAUGCAUAUGAUGCCUAUGGCGCCGGAGGCAUACUUGCAGAGAUGCUCACAUCUGCUGGUGGUUUUGGGAAGUUCGUCCUGGUUCUGCUUGCUCUGAGCGUUCUUGGCAACAUUGCAAUCUCCAUGUACUCGGUGGCGUUGAACCUCCAGAUGGUCCUGCCCGUCUUCACAAAGGUCCCAAGAUAUUUCUUCAUCCUCGUUGUCAUCGUAGUGAUGAUACCCAUCGCGAUCAAGGCUGCCGAGGAGUGGGAGGAGUCUUUGGAGAACUUUCUGGCUCUGAUUGGGUACUGGGCCGGUUGCUUCGACGCGGUUCUCAUAGAAGAACUCGUCGUCUUCCGGCGCAUGGAUUUCUCGACGUAUGACCACGCGAUCUGGAAUGUGGGGAGGAGGCUUCCGUCAGGUGUCGCUGCCAUUGCAGCAUCGAUCUGCGCGAUGGGCUUGGUUGUCCCGGGUAUGGCAGAGGUUUGGUACACUGGUCCGAUAGCGGAAACAACUGGAGAUAUCGGCUUUGAGAUGGCCUUCUUCGUAACGGCCCUCUGCUACCUUCCUUUCCGGUGGCUCGAGAUCAGGGUAAGAGGUCAUCUCUAG
Molecule: messenger RNA, 1545 nt
Organism: Neoarthrinium moseri
Lineage: Eukaryota; Fungi; Ascomycota; Sordariomycetes; Amphisphaeriales; Apiosporaceae
Exons: 3
Coding region: 1-1545 (514 amino acids)
Biological process (GO): transmembrane transport
Cellular component (GO): plasma membrane
Molecular function (GO): transmembrane transporter activity
Source: RefSeq, a predicted model, not a curated record